AUGACACGGGAAGCUUUAUCAUCAAACGGUCUCUUAAACUUUGUUCUCUCCGAGACUCUUUCAGCAACCUCAUUUAAGUCUCUCGUCGUUCUCGAGCCACCGCCAGAAAAUGACAUCAUCAUCGCCAAGAACACAGUUCCAGUGAUAUCUCAUCAAGAACCAUCGUCACGGCAACUACCACCGGCAAGCAGAGGUAAGAAGCGGAAGAGGAGGAAGCCUAGGGUGUGCAAAAACGAAGAAGAAGCUGAGAAUCAACGAAUCACUCACAUCGCCGUAGAAAGAAAUCGAAGAAGACAGAUGAAUCAACAUCUCUCUGUUUUAAGAUCUCUCAUGCCUCAACCUUUUGCUCAGAAGGGCGAUCAAGCUUCAAUAGUUGGUGGAGCCAUAGAUUUUAUCAAAGAACUUGAACAACAAUUACUAUCUCUUGAAGCUCAAAAGCUUCAUAAGGCUCAAACAAACCAGACGGCUACUUCUUCAACAAGUCAAGACUCUGACGGCGAACGGGAGAAUGCCCGUCAACCAUGUUCGCUAUCCCUCUCACACUUCUUUCUCCACUCUUACGACCCAAACCAGGAGAAUAGAAAUGGCACAACAAGCUCCGUGAGAACCGCUAUGGAAGAUCUCGAAGUGACCCUAAUCGAAACUCAUGCUAACAUAAAAAUCUUGUCGAGAAGAAGAGGUUUCCGAUGGACAACGGUGGCCACCACCGGGCCACCACAACUUUUGAAGCUGAUGGCUGCCUUACAUUCAGUCUCCCUCUCCGUGGUUCACCUCAGUGUAACAACAUUGGACACUUUUGCUAUCUACUCCAUCAGCACUAAGGUGGAAGACAGUUGCCCUCUGAGUUCAGUAGAUGACAUUGCAGGAGCAGUUCAUCACAUGCUAAGUAUCAUUGAAGAGGAGCCUUUUUGUUGUUCAUUAGUACCAUAAUUAUCCAUCGGUUUCCCAUUAAAUCACUCAAAUGCCACUCAUUUUCUCUGAGAAAUCUCCCUCCUUUUUUAUUCUUUCUUUUAUUUAUUUUUUUAAUUUUAU
Messenger RNA from Brassica oleracea var. oleracea, 1032 nucleotides. RefSeq names its product transcription factor bHLH71. Gene Ontology annotation, molecular function: protein dimerization activity; DNA-binding transcription factor activity, RNA polymerase II-specific; RNA polymerase II cis-regulatory region sequence-specific DNA binding. Gene Ontology annotation, biological process: regulation of transcription by RNA polymerase II. The coding region runs from base 1 to 930 and encodes 309 amino acids. NCBI's taxonomy places the organism in Eukaryota, Viridiplantae, Streptophyta, Magnoliopsida, Brassicales, Brassicaceae. The transcript has 3 exons. The record is from RefSeq and is a predicted model, not a curated record.